CCUUUGGGUUUGGGGCGGUUAGGCUGUUGUAAUCAGCUGUUUAUAAGGCUCCGUGACGCUCACACCGCCUAUGCCUACAAGCAGAGCUAUCUGUCAGAUGAGAUGGUAAUGGUAGAAUGAUUCUUGAUCUGGUCUUUCAGGCAAAAAUGGCACAAACCCAUUUCACAGCUGCUGCUUUUCUGGUUCUGGUGUUCAUUUCAAGCUCAGUUCUAAUGGCAGAGUCAGGGAUAGGAGUGAACUGGGGAACAUUGUCAUUGCACAAGCUGUCACCCUCCACGGUGGUGGAUCUCUUCAAACAGAACAAGAUAGAGAAGGUGAAGCUGUUUGAUGCAGACCCAUAUUGCCUAAAUGCUUUGAGGGGGAGUGGAAUUCAGGUCAUGGUUGGGAUCCCAAAUGAGAUGUUGUCUGUUUUUAGUUCUUCUACUGAUGCUUGUGACUUGUGGGUUAGUCAGAAUCUAUCCAGAUAUAUGGGUAAAGGUGGUGUGGAUAUCAGGUAUGUUGCAGUUGGAAAUGAGCCCUUCCUCACUAGUUACUCGGGGCAAUUCCAGUCCUAUGUCGUCCCUGCUCUGCUCAAUCUACAACAGUCCUUGGCCAAAGCAAAUGUUGCAAACUUUGUAAAACUAGUGGUCCCUUGUAACGCUGAUGCCUAUGAGUCUUCUCUUCCUUCUCAAGGAGCCUUCCGAUCUGAACUGACUCAAAUUAUGACUCAAAUCGUUUCUUUCCUCAACACGAACGGUUCCCCAUUUGUCGUCAAUAUCUACCCGUUUCUGAGCCUCUAUGGGAACUCAGAUUUCCCACAAGAUUAUGCAUUCUUUGGGGGGACAAACCACGCUGUUACAGAUGGGGCAAAUGUUUACUACAAUGCAUUUGAUGGAAAUUUUGACACCUUAGUUGCUGCCCUCAAUAAACUCGGGUAUGGUCAGAUGCCCAUAGUAAUCGGGGAGGUGGGUUGGCCUACUGAUGGAGCCAUCAGUGCAAACCUCACUGCUGCAAAGGCUUUCAACCAAGGCCUCAUAAACCAUGUCCUAAGUAACAAAGGAACCCCCCUCAGACCAGGUGUUCCCCCCAUGGAUAUUUACCUUUUCAGUCUACUUGAUGAAGAGGCAAAGAGCAUACUUCCAGGGACCUUUGAGAGGCACUGGGGGAUUUUCUCCUUUGACGGCCAGGCUAAGUAUCCAUUAAACCUUGGUUUAGGCAAUGGGUUAUUGAAGAAUGCAAGGGAUGUUGAGUAUCUCCCAUCUAGGUGGUGUGUGGCAAACCCAUCCAGGGAUCUGUCUGGAGUGGCAAACCAUAUGAAAAUUGCUUGCAGCAGUGCAGACUGUACAACACUCAAUUAUGGAGGAUCAUGCAAUGAAAUUGGGGCAAAGGGAAAUAUCUCGUAUGCAUUCAACAGCUACUAUCAAGUAAAAAAGCAGAAUUCACAGAGCUGUGACUUUGAUGGGCUUGGGAUUGUCACUUUCCUGGACCCUUCAGUUGGGGAUUGUAGGUUUCUCGUUGGGAUCACAGACAGUAGUUCUUCAAAUGUUGAAGCAUCUGGUGGACAGGUCAAUUUUUGGAUUUUGAUUUUAUGGGGCUUCUGGAUUUAUAUACUGUGAAAGGCAGUUUCUUUAGCGGGUUUUUCACGGUCCCCUCUUCUGAAACUCACAGGUUACAUAGAUGAAGGAAUACUAUAGUUAUUUAGAAAUAUUCGAAAUCAGAUAUUCAAAUUUAUUUUAGGCUGUAGUAGGAAGUUAUAUGAUUAUAUCAGAAACAGAGUAUAACCUUAUGUACUGAAUUGCCCAUUUGCAAUCUAUAUUCCACUUAUCUUUGUCUUCAUAUUAC
Vitis riparia (riverbank grape) is the source of this 1821-nucleotide messenger RNA. RefSeq names its product glucan endo-1,3-beta-glucosidase 5. Gene Ontology annotation, cellular component: plasma membrane. The record is from RefSeq and is a predicted model, not a curated record. Bases 117 to 1595 code for a protein of 492 amino acids. The transcript has 2 exons. Gene Ontology annotation, molecular function: hydrolase activity, hydrolyzing O-glycosyl compounds. Lineage: Eukaryota; Viridiplantae; Streptophyta; Magnoliopsida; Vitales; Vitaceae. Gene Ontology annotation, biological process: carbohydrate metabolic process.